AUGGGCAGUGCCAGUAAUCAGAUACAGCGCAGGAAUAGUGGCAUGGAGAAAGCAGAAGUAGCUCCAGGACUCAUGCAGAAGAUGGUAAUCCUAGAAAACGGCGCACAUAGUAAGAAGAGUGAUGGACUCAGCAAAACCGAGGGUCACUGUACCAUUAGAGAAGCAGGAACUUUGCUGGCGUUCACAGUUCGGGACCAGACUUCCGUCCGCGAUUACAAUGAAGAGUCGUAUUCUUCUUCUGCUGGUGUCCAGUUGCCUCGCUGGGGAGCUGAUGGGAGCUACUUAAGACAUGCAGAGGACUGCGAGGAGCAGCACUCAUGCGAAGAAAUGGAAGGAUAUUGUAUGAAAUCUGAGGACUGGGAUGUCUGUACAGGCGAAAUUCACGGGCCUGGCUGCAGCGGAGACGACUGUGCCUGCUGUUCAAAGGAGUCCUGUAAACGACAGAACGAAUGUGAAGAAUAUAAUGGAUACUGCUUCAAGAAGUUCUCUGGCCAUACUUGCAGUGGUAUUGUCCUUGAUGAGGGAUGCGAAGGUUCACCACUCUGCGCCUGUUGUAUCACAGACACUAAUGAGUGCGUCGAGUUACACGAAUGCAUCGAAUUCGAUGGAUAUUGCUUGAAGCAUUACUUCUGGCACGGCUGCAAAGGUGUCAUCGACUCGACUCUUUGCCUUGGUCCAGACUGUGGUUGUUGCCUGCCUAGUGAGUGCAGACCUUCAAAGCAGUGCAGAGAAAAUGAAGGUUACUGUUUCAAAGAUGGCAGCGGACAUGUCUGCAAUGGUUUAAUCUACGAAGAUGGGUGUCAUGAGAAGGAUUGUGCCUGUUGUAUUGAAAAUCCGGAUGCUUGUGUCACACUACAAGCGUGCAAGAAUGCUGGAAGCACUUGUAAGAAGUCAGAAUUAUGGUCCUCUUGCCUUGGGGCGAUCGACUCGACUUCCUGCCUUGGAGAUGACUGUGGCUGUUGCAUGUUUGGUGAAUGUACGCCUUUAAGCACAUGCACAGAUGCUGGUGGCUAUUGCUACAACACGAAAAGUGGCCAUGUCUGCGAGGGUGCCGUCUACGGAGAAGGCUGCUCUGGAAAUGACUGCGCCUGUUGUAUUACAGAUUGUACACCAAACGCACUGUGCUCUGCCAACAGUGGACAAUGCUACAAUAUGGAUAGUGGCUUUGUCUGCAGUGGUACUGUUUAUGAGGAAGGAUGCGAAGAAGAAGAAUGUGCCUGUUGCAUUCCUGAUCCUUCCGUAUGUGUGGAGUUAAAUGAAUGUGCAGAAGAUAAAGGACAUUGUAUGCCAACUGCUGAAUGCAUAGGUUUCGCAGAGACAGGCGGAUGCCUUGGGACCGAUUGCUCUUGUUGCAAGGAUUGUACACCUAAAUCAAUGUGCGCCAACCACAACGGAAAAUGCUACAAUACGAACAGUGACUAUGUCUGCAAUGGUACUGUUAUUGAGGACGGGUGCCGAGAAGAAGAAUGUGCCUGUUGCAUUGCUGAUCCUGCAGUAUGUUUUGAAUUAAGUGAUGAAUGUACAGAAUAUGACGGACACUGUAUGCCAACUGCCGAUUGCAUAGGUUUCGCAGACCCAGAAGGAUGCAUUGGGCCCAGUUGCACUUGUUGCAGGGAUUGUACACCUAAAUCACAGUGCUCUAUGAACUAUGGACAAUGCUACAAUACGAAGAGUAACUAUAUCUGCUAUGGUAUUGUUUAUAAGGAAGGAUGCGAAGAAUCAGAUUGUGCCUGUUGCAUUCCUGGUAGGAGAACACCUUCAUAA
Molecule: messenger RNA, 1764 nt
Organism: Macrobrachium nipponense
Lineage: Eukaryota; Metazoa; Arthropoda; Malacostraca; Decapoda; Palaemonidae
Product: neurogenic locus notch homolog protein 2-like
Exons: 13
Coding region: 1-1764 (587 amino acids)
Source: RefSeq, a predicted model, not a curated record